Messenger RNA from Mastomys coucha (southern multimammate mouse), 4386 nucleotides. RefSeq names its product protocadherin beta-11-like. Gene Ontology annotation, biological process: homophilic cell-cell adhesion. NCBI's taxonomy places the organism in Eukaryota, Metazoa, Chordata, Mammalia, Rodentia, Muridae. The transcript has a single exon. The coding region runs from base 1704 to 4112 and encodes 802 amino acids. Gene Ontology annotation, molecular function: calcium ion binding. The record is from RefSeq and is a predicted model, not a curated record. Gene Ontology annotation, cellular component: plasma membrane.
CUGAAAUAACGAAUGUGUGAGGUUAUGUGACAAUAACAUGCCUUGUGUCCUACAGUCUGAGAAUGUUGCUUGAGAAGAGACUUGAGGUCUCAGUAUUCAAAAAUCUAAACCUAAAAAUCUAAAGUUCUACUGUUGUUCAGUAUGACUCAAAUUUCAAAGACUAGAGAAGGCUUGCUAAUCUCUUCAAAUAUAGAAUCCAUUCCCUACCAUGAGUGACUACUCUGCCUCUGUAGACACUGAGAACAGAGAAUUCAACGUUACUGUAAAUAUAGUUUCAAAUAAUAACUUGUUUAUCUCAAGAUUAACUUUAAUCUUCCCUUCUCUCUGAAUCUGGAAUGUGAAUGCUAUUCUGUUAGACAAACAUGUUAAUUGCCCUUUCUCCAGGGAUGGAUUUUUAGCCAUAUCCUAGAACUUCAUAGUGAGUUUCUUUUAAUUGCUUUCUAUCAUUAAACACAUGUAUGCUACCUGUGUACUUUAAUUUUGUGAGUUCUCAAAAUUGUUACUUUUCUAUCAGCUAAAUGGGUAUGUUAAAGGUAGAAAGAUAACUGCACAUAUAACCAGGCCAUCUAGUUUUCAGUUUUUCUCUUUUGUACUAGUUUAUUUUUUCAACCAUAUAUAGAACUUACAUUUUAAAAAACUCAACUCAAAUUAACAUUUUCAACUGGAACUGUUUCAUUCAUUCCUGGUGUACCUUUGAAACUUUCAGUAGUGGAUAUCAUGAAUGAAUUCCUAGCAUUCAUUCCCAACAGUCUUCUCCUUCAGUGGCAACUGUGAACUCUAGUUAGGACAAAAGCCCUUCCAAGUUUCAGAGAAACUUGGUAGUCAGGGUGAAGCAAGCAUAGAGUAGGCUCUGUCACUAAAUGCUAUCCCCAUAAUACUGUACUCGAUUAACUAUAUAUUGCUCCAUUAUCAGGAACAUGCCAUUAAUUGCUUUCAUUCCCAGAUUAAAUUAUUGCUUUCUUUAGGAAAGCGAAUUCUAUCAUUUUUCCUCCCUGAACCACUGUGUAUUGUUGGCAGAAUAUUUUGGGAACCUGGGGGAGGUCAGCUUUAGGAGUAUGAGUGUCCUUUACUCAAAACAGCACAUUUGUAUUGUGCACCACUUACUAAAUUAUUGUCACUUUUAAGAAACUGGAACUAAACUAUAAAUUUAUAUAAUAUAUUCCUUAAUGUGUACCCUCUCCUGGCUAAUCCAGUUUCAUAAUCCAAGGAUAACCUCUGAAACGUUCCAUGGACACUUUCUCUUUCCCUUUCUAUCUAAGCAAGGCCAAGUGGUAAAGGGAUGUGUUAAACUUAACAGUGUUAUACUCCCAAGAUACUAACCAAGUGCUUUAAAACAAACACUAACAUCAUCAUGAGCCAUAAAGAUCAUUAAUGGAAAAAUAUAAUAGUCACCACAUAAUAAAUAUUUAUCUCUGAGCGAAAUUUGAUGUGAAUGAAACUCAUCAAACUGUGAAAACCUGUGAAGACACAUGGUGGCGCUGCAGGAUAAUGUUACAGGAAAAAAAUUUACAUCAAAUGCUGCAGACACAGCCCAAGCGAGCACAGAAAACUAGAAAGAAAAACAAGCCAUGAGGAUGCUACGUAGAAACCAUUUAUCCUUCCGAUUCUGAGGAUUCCGUGGGCAAGUCAAGGGGCACUUUUUACAGAAGAGUGUCUCGUGGAGCAGAAGUGAUUCUCUGCUAGAAGCCUUCUGGAAAGGAACCAUGGAGAACCGAGGAGGACACUACCUGCAGACAAGGCAAGUCCUGCUUCUCUUUGUUUUCCUAGGAAUGUCUCGAGCACACGCUGAGGCUGGGAGACUUUCAGUGGUGGAGGAAAGGCUGAGUGGGGCCUUGGUAGGGAAUUUGGUAAAGGAUCUGGGGCUCCAGGUGGGUGAGCUGUCUGCACGCGGGGCUCAAGUGGCCUCUAAUGAUAAUAAACUGCCUUUGCAACUGAACAUAAAUACAGGAGAUUUGCUCCUAAGUGAACCGCUGGACCGUGAGGAGCUGUGUGGCUCCAUUGAGCCCUGCGUGCUCCAUUUCCAGGUGUUACUGAAAAACCCCUUAAAGAUUUUGCAAGUUGAGCUUCAGGUCAUGGAUGUAAAUGACAACUCCCCCGUAUUCUUGGAAAAAGAAAUGGUUUUAGAAAUCCCAGAGAACAGCCCUGUUGGUGCCGUGUUCUUGAUAGAAAGUGCGACCGAUUUAGAUGUAGGAAUCAAUGCGGUUAAAAGCUAUGGGAUAAGCCAGAACUCUCAUUUCCACGUUACAAUGAGAGUUAAUCCCGAUGGCAGGAAAUAUCCAGAGCUAGUUUUGGACAAGGCACUGGAUUAUGAGGAGCAGCAUGAGCUCAAUCUCAUCCUCACUGCUUUGGAUGGAGGGAUGCCACCCAGGUCUGGGACUGCAUUGGUUCGAGUGGAGGUCAUAGAUGUCAAUGACAACUCCCCUGAGUUUGACCACAUGUUCUAUGAAGUGACGAUUCCAGAGAAUAGCAGGCCUGGCUCACUGCUUAUCACUGCCUCAGCUUCGGAUUUAGACUCAGGAAUUAAUGGUGAAGUAUCUUAUGCUUUUUCCCAUGCGUCAGAGGAUAUUCAAAAAACAUUUGAAAUUAAUAAACAUUCUGGAGAAAUAAGUUUAAGAGGCUAUUUGGACUUUGAAACAACUGAAUCCUACUCGAUAAUCAUUAAAGCUACGGAUAGGGGAGGACUUUUUGGGAAAUCUACAAUAAGAAUUCAGGUGAUGGAUGUGAACGAUAAUUUUCCUGAAAUCAUUGUGUCAUCCUUUAUCAAUCCAAUCCCAGAAAAUACCGCAGAGACUUUAGUUAUGAUUUUUAGUAUUCGAGACAAGGACUCGGGUGAGAAUGGCAAGAUGGUUUGCACUAUUCCGGAGGACCUCCCGUUUGUGCUAAAAUCUUCUAUUGAAAAUUAUUACCACUUAGAAACAGGGGGAGCACUGGACAGAGAGAGGAGAGCUGAGUACAACAUCACCAUCUCUGUCACCGACCUGGGCACACCCAGGCUCACAACCCAGCACACCAUUACAGUGCAGGUGUCCGACAUCAACGACAACGCCCCCGCCUUCACCCAAACCUCCUACACCAUGUUCAUCCGCGAGAACAACAGCCCCGCCCUGCACAUAGGCGCCAUCAGUGCCACAGACUCAGACUCAGGCUCCAAUGCCCACAUCACCUACUCGCUGCUGUCAGUUGAGGAUUCACAGCUGUCCCUCGCCUCGCUCAUCUCCAUCAAUGCUGACAAUGGGCAGCUGUUCGCUCUCAGGGCACUGGACUAUGAGGCCCUGCAGAUCUUCGAGUUCCAGGCGGGCGCCACAGACGGAGGCUCGCCCGCGCUCAGCAGCCAGGUUCUGGUGCGCAUAGUGGUGCUGGACGACAAUGACAAUGCGCCCUUCGUGCUCUACCCGCUGCAGAACGCCUCUACGCCCUGCACAGAACUGCUGCCCAGAGCUGCGGAGCCUGGAUACCUGGUCACUAAAGUGGUGGCUGUGGACCGUGACUCUGGCCAGAAUGCCUGGCUGUCAUUCCAGCUGCUCAAGGCUACGGAGCCUGGGUUGUUCAGCGUGUGGGCUCACAAUGGCGAGGUGCACACCACCAGGCUGCUGAGCGAGCGCGAUGCACCCAAGCACAAGCUGCUGUUGGUGGUCAAGGACAAUGGCGAUCCUCCGCGCUCUGCCAGUGUCACACUGCACGUGUUGCUAGUGGAGGGUUUCUCUCAGCCCUUCCUGCCUCUGCCAGAGAUGGCACGAGACUCCGCGCAAGAUGUUGAAGAUGAGCUCACGCUGUACCUGGUUAUCGCUUUGGCAUCUGUGUCUUCGCUUUUCCUCCUGUCUGUGCUGCUGUUUGUGGGAGUGAGGCUGUGCAGGAGGGCCAGGGCUGCCUCUCUGGGUGGCUGUACAGUGCCUGAGGGACACUUUCCUGAUCAUCUCGUGGAUAUUAGUGGUGCGGGAACUCUGUCCCAGAACUACCAGUAUGAGGUGCGUCUGAUGGGAGGUAGUGGGACAAAUGAGUUCAGAUUCUUGAAGCCAGUUUCCCCCAGUUUACAACCCCAGUUCCUUGGAAAAGAAAUCGAGGAAAGUCCUACUUUGCGCAAUAGCUUUGGGUUAUUUAGUGACUGUAAUUGAUGCUGUAUUUCAUUUUGUGGCUAUUCCAUGCUAAUGUGUCUUUCUCUGAAUUUGCAUGAUCUUCAAAUCUAGUGUGUGCAUUUUAUUAUGUCCCUCCCACCUUUCAAUUUAUGCCAGAGCUUGUAAUAAGAUGGUAAUUAAUUCUGAAGCCCAUUCUCUGGAAUGACCAAACUUGUAAAUAAUUUACCCCACCCCACUUCCCACCUGUCUUUUCCAGUUGCACUUUCACCUGCACUUUGGCUUAUGAUGAAAUAAACAGACCAUUUUAGGAGUA